This is a messenger RNA of Clonostachys byssicola, 1386 nucleotides long. Lineage: Eukaryota; Fungi; Ascomycota; Sordariomycetes; Hypocreales; Bionectriaceae. The record is from the annotation of a GenBank genome assembly.
AUGGCGAGAAAUGCAUCAGAGAACCAAGCCUAUGUGCUUGGUGUCGGUAUGACAAAGUUUAUAAAACCUCGUGGUCUACGAGAGUACCCGGAUAUGGGCUACGAGGCUGGCAUCAAGGCUAUGCUCGAUGCCCAGAUCAACUACGACGACGUUCAGCAUGGAGUAGCUUGCUUUGCCUACGGCGACUCGACGUCCGGCCAACGAGUUUUCUACCAGUUUGGCAUGUCCGCCAUCCCCAUUGUCAACACCAGCAACGCAUGUGCCACUGGGUCUGUUGGCCUCUACCUAGCCCGUACGCUGGUACAGAGCGGCAAGGCAGACUGUGUCUUGGUGGUUGGUUUUGAGAAAAUGAGGCCUGGAAGCCUCAAGAGCGUCUGGGAAGACAGGCCAAGCUCCAGCGGACGUUUUGCUGCCAAAAUGGAUGAGUUGGUCGGCACCGACAAAGCUCCUCUGACGGUACAAUACUUUGGCAAUGCCGGACGCGAGUAUAUGCAAAAGUAUGGAGCGACAGCAGAAGACUUUGCCGAGAUUGGACGCGUCUCGCACGAGCAUUCCCAGAACAACCCUUACGCGCAAUUCCGACAAUCCUACACGACCAAAGAAAUCUUAGACUCGCCGACAAUCUUCUCGCCCUUGACCAAGCUUCAAUGUAGCCCUACAAGCGACGGUGCGGCAGCUACAGUGAUUGUCUCACAGAGCUUUCUGGAUGCACGAGCUCAUCUCAAGAACCAGGCAAUCCUGAUGGCAGGGCAAUCCUUCCUUACCGACUCUCCAAAGGCGUUUGGGACAAGCGCAAUCGAGCUGGUCGGCUAUGACAUGAGCCAACGCGCCGCUCGAGCCGCGCUGAAGGAAGCAGGCUUUAUCGCUGGCGACGUUCGCGUUUGUGAGCUGCACGACUGCUUCUCCACGAACGAGCUCCUCCUGCUGGAUGCCCUCGAGCUCUCAGAGCCCGGGAAGGCUCACGAGAUGGUCCGCAGAGGCGACAUCACAUACGGGGGCAAGGUGGUCAUCAACCCAUCGGGAGGCCUCAUUUCCAAGGGGCACCCCAUCGGAGCCACAGGACUGGCCCAAUGUGCUGAGUUGACCUGGCAGCUACGCGGCUGGGCCAACAACAGACUCGUUGACAAGGCAAACGUGGCGCUGCAGCAUAAUCUUGGUCUUGGGGGCGCGGUAGUGGUGAAUGUCUACCAGCGAGCGGACGGCAAGGUCAGCACGAAGGUGAGCAACGAAGAAAUUGCGCGCAGCAGUUGGCUUGGAUACAACGCGGCAAUUGAAGCCCAGGGAAUCAGUCAAAGCGAUGCCAGCAAAGUCAGGAGUAAGAGGAAUAGGAACGACUUCGCUCUGGGUGGCACUGCAGAGAAGAUUUGUGCCAAAUCCCAUUUGUAG